AUGCUUGCCCGCUCUGCGCUCUUCCUUGCGAUGGCCAUUUCGGCGACCCCGUGCUCCGGGCAGCUGAUGCGCCGGGAGGCCAGCAGCCGGAAGGGCCCCUCGACGCUCCAGGCAGUCUUGCAGGAGUUGCUGGGUGGGGUGCCGUCCCAGCGGCUCUUCGCGAUCGAGGCCAGCGUGCGGCCGACAUACGAGGCCUUCCCCAAGAACGCCAUGGGCCAGAUCCCAUCACACGAGAUCUUCGCUGCCAUCGUCAGGGCCUACUUCCUGAAGGAGCACGGGUGGCUCUUGAAGGGCGUGGAGCCCCCGAGCAUGGUGCCAGUUGUGACGGCAGUGCCCCAAGCAGGUGUCUUGCGCGAGAAGGCCCCCAAGCUUGCCGAGGCUCUCGAGCGUCUGCUUGCCGCCGAUCGCGGGCUCUCCAUCAGCGACGUCGUCGGUACGAUCGCCGCCCUCGAGCACCUGUUGCUGGAGGAGUCCACGGCGUUGCUGCGCAGCGCGUACGCGCUGAACGAGCGCAGCGUGGAGGAGCGGCUGGACAAAGAGGGUCUCCACGAGGUGCUUCGCUCGUAUCUGCUUCUCUUCCGCCAGGGGAUGCCGCGCAACUUGACAGACGUGUCCCUCCACCAGCGGAUGAAGGCCCGUGCGCGGAACGUGGAGGACUGGAAGGAACUUCUCAAGUUUGAGGCGGAGUCUGUUGCGCUCGAUGGUCGCGAGAGCGAUCUCUCCUUUGAGGAGGCAGCCAAGAUCGCCUCGGAGAUGACGCUUCGCUUCGGGAAGUGGCAGAAUUCGGAGUGCGUUCAGAUGAAGGACAAUCUCAUGGCGCUCGGGUCCACGAGUUCCGGACGCGUGCCGUUAGAGGUCUUCCAUGCUGAAAGGAAGCAUGCAAGCUACCAGUUCACCGAGUCGGCCGAGUACCUCCAGCGGUCGGGAGCACUCGACGAAGCCGAGGACGGCACCAAGCAGGUGCUCGUCGCCAACUACCUGCUCGGGCGUUCGAACUGCAUCGCCUCCUCUGAGUACUACUCCGUGUGCUGCCUGAGCGAGUGCGAGGCCCUGACGAGCGAGCUGGAGCAGAAGGUGCAGGCGCCAGCGUGGCCGGCCCCGCGGCUGCUGAGCCUAGUUGGCCAGACGCCGUCCUCGUCCGUGAGCGCGCCCCGCGAGCUGCCCGCGGCGCUGACGCAGGACUUGGAGGCCAUCGCCGCCCGGCACGAUGGCCUGGUGCCCCUGCACAGCGCGGACUUCAAGCACUUCCUGCACGGCGCCUUCCCCAACGAGUGCCCACUGCCCACGGCCACGGAGAGCGUCGCGGAGGAAACAGAGAGGACGGCGGCCAUCGAUUGGUUGGCGCGGCAGGAGGAGUGCACGCGGCUCCCGGACUGGCACCCGGCCAAUUGGGAAGAGGAGGAGGCCACCUUAGUGCGCGUCUGA
Molecule: messenger RNA, 1425 nt
Organism: Prorocentrum cordatum
Lineage: Eukaryota; Dinophyceae; Prorocentrales; Prorocentraceae
Source: the annotation of a GenBank genome assembly